Messenger RNA from Anas platyrhynchos (mallard), 5703 nucleotides. It is a transcript of the gene LGALSL, whose product is annotated as galectin like. Gene Ontology annotation, molecular function: carbohydrate binding. Lineage: Eukaryota; Metazoa; Chordata; Aves; Anseriformes; Anatidae. The record is from RefSeq and is a predicted model, not a curated record.
GGGCUGCGGAUCCCGGAUCCCCCCCGCUCCCCCCCGAUCCUCCCCGCUCCCCCCCGCUCCCCUCCCUUUACCCCGUUGCCCCCUCCCCGUCCCCGUCCCCGUCCCCGUCGCCGCCGCUCGCACAAGAUGGCGGGGACCGUGGCCGAGCGGGACGCGCUGAAAAUCGAGGACGGGCAUUUAAACAACUCGCUGGGAUCCCCGGUGCAAGCUGAUGUGUACUUCCCUCGCCUGAUCGUCCCCUUCUGCGGGCACAUCAAGGGAGGCAUGAGGCCGGGAAAGAAGAUCUUGGUCAUGGGCAUCGUGGACCUCAACCCCGAAAGCUUUGGCAUCAGCCUGACCUGCGGGGAGUCGGAAGAUCCUCCCGCGGACGUAGCCAUCGAGCUGAAGGCUGUGUUCACCGACAGGCAGUUUGUCAGGAACUCGUGCGUGGCUGGAGAAUGGGGGGAAGAGCAGUCAUCGAUUCCCUACUUUCCCUUUAUCCCGGACCAGCCUUUUAGGGUUGAGAUACUUUGUGAGCAUCCCCGUUUUAGGAUAUUUGUGGAUGGACAUCAGCUCUUUGAUUUUUACCACCGUAUUGAAACACUGUCAGCAAUUGACACAAUAAAGAUAAACGGAGACCUUCAGCUUACAAAACUUGGCUGAACUUGUUAGGACUGUAGAUUCCAAACCGGCUCAGGUGCCAUCGUCCAUUCGGAGAAGUGACAGCCGGCUCUGGACACAACUAUAGUAGGAAGGCUGCCCCGUUCCUUUUCCAUGUGCAGUUCUUCACUCCCGUGCUGACGAACUGGGCUGUUGUUUAUCCUAACGAAGAACUCUGUUGGUUGAUAGACAUUGAGCCAUUUUUUCUUGGAUCAAAAUAGCCCACCUGUGCUGGAUAAUCAAAUCGGAAUGGCUUCAGAAAGACUUGCAGUCUCUUUUCAAAUCUCCCAGAAAGGCAAUUUCUGAAACGCUGUACUAAAAGCGGUUACUGAACAGCAGUGACAACACCGACGAAAAGUUUUUCUUUUGCAAAUAUUGUUUCUGCACUGAAGUGGAGUAGUGUAGCACAACGUAGGGCCACAUGCUGACGUCCUUACCCAGGGCCUGAGCCUGGUUCCACGGAAAUCAAUGGCAGCUCUCCUAUCCACUUUCCUGGGGUACAAUCAAACUGCUUAGUCCUUAGUCAAGCACAACUCCCAUUGAUUUCUGUGGGAUUUUUGCACACCCCUGGGGGUGAGAUCUUCUGCUGGUGUUAAUCAGCUAACCUCCAUGGCCUGGGAUGGAAUCCCGCUGAUUGCUGCCAGCUGCUGAUUUGGUCCAAGGACUGUGCAAAAACUGAAUGAGGGUGUCAGGACACAAGCCUGUAUAUUUUAGUCAGGGUAUUUGCCUAGAAUGUAGAUUGUUACAAGUUUUUGCACAAUGUACUGUUAAUACAAUUUUUAAAGCUUAUCUGUAGUUUAUUUAUUUAUAAUCAUUGUAUGUAUUGGUAAAAAUGAACAAUCUUACUGAUCGUUAAGAACAGCAAAAUGUAAACAUUUUGAAUGUACAAAAUGUCUUAGGUUCUUUGGGCAAGCUCUACGUAUUAUUCUUGAAAAAUCAUGUUUCCUAUUGAACGUUUAGUUACAUUUUAAUGGAGCCCUCUAGGCCCUGGGAAAAUGCGGGCAUGGUAGUUGGUGGGGGGAGCUCUGCAUAUUCACUAAAAACUGUUUUUCAGGGCUUACUAACUUUGCUGCACAGGAUAGGUUUGAGUUAAAGUCAAUCUGUUUUUAAAGUUUAAACAACCGAUUUGUAGUUUUAGCCAUGCUUUUAUAACUUGAGAAGAAACAUUUGGCAGUCUCUUAGCUCAGCAAGAGAACCAGCCUCUUUCCAGGGGAGAUGGGAGAUUUUUUUGCACUCGUUUAAGAACAUAUUCGGCCUUUGAUAUGACAAUUAAAACUUGUCUAGACAGCCAAGUUAUUAAUGCUUGAAAAUCAGCUACUGCACAUGAAUAAUAACUUUUCAAGUAGCUUUUUAAAUAGUAGGUAUAGCUGUAUAAACACAGUCAUUGCGCUACACUAUAAAUGAACACAACCACUUUUCUUGACGUCUUUAGGACUAAAUACACUUUUUCCUUGGCUGCUCACAGUAGACUAUAGCAGGUCUUUCUGAGUAGUUAUAAUCAUGAUAUAAACAUAUAUUUAGGCAAUUUUGAAAACAUGUAAUAUAGGGACACAGAAUACAAAAACAUCCUUUGUAGCACUGUAUUUAAAAAAAAAAAAAAAAAGAGAGAGAUAAAAAAAUAUCUCACAAACAGAACUAUAUGAAACUUGCAAUAAAGAAGGGUUUUAAGGCAACCAGAACUGGAAUAUCCAAAGUGAAGGGUAGAAUGCCAGUUGCAAAGCCUCAUUUUGCGCUAAUUUGGCCUGCAGUUAAGAAGCCUUAGACUGCAAGCUGAAAUUCCAACUGUGGCUCUAGUCCAAAGCCUGUUGAGGUCAAUCAGAGUCCUCCGAGCACAAAGGCAUAGAAGCCUGAUUCUUACUUCAUGCAAGUGCAAAUCUCUUUGUAAAGCCAGGGGGAUGGUGCUGGUGUGAGUGAGUUAAGAAUCAGGCUGCCACCUACAAAACGAGGGGUAAAAAUUAAAAUUUUAGCCUUAACAUGGAAGUCUCCUGACUUUUUUUCCAAAUUAAGUGAGAAUCUAUUGUUUUCCAGAUGAUCUUUUUAUCUGGUGUGUGACUUUUAAGUUGUGCAUCAGAUUCUGUUUGUACUCCAGACUGAACCUUGGUAUGAAAUGUUGUCUUGCUCUGUUUUUACUCUUUUACAUGAUUCAUGAUGACUGUGUCAUUUUCCAUUGUAUAAAGAAUGCUGACAGUGUUUUGGUACAAAAUAUAUUCUUAAAAAUGACGAUAAUAAAAAUCCAAGGGAAAGGUGCUUCUACAUGAGCUGUUUGGAUUUUUCUCCAGCUGUGACAUGGUUUGCAGUUUCCAAAGCAGACGCAGGCAGAAGAUGAAUUCUGUUUGGAGAGAUGUUUAGUGCCGACCGUGCCUAUUGCUGUCUCCAGCUGUAUAGGUAACGCCAGGUUUCCUCAUGCAGUGGCGCUGCCUGAGGCUGUCCUGCUAGUUCAGAGGGCCAAAAAAUAAGAGGCUGGAGAGAUUUGCACCCUGACCCUGCUGCAGCACAAAACCAAAAGAGACAGCACAAAGCCAAGAGAGAUUCUGCCUCCGUGCCCUUACUGUAGCCCAUAAUAAGGGGGUUGGCAGACCUGAACUUUCAGCCACUGGGGAUUCCUGGUAGCUGCAGUAGGUUAGUGCAGCCCGAGGACUAAUCCUGUCCUGCGGGGGCUUGGCACAGGACAAAGCACAGGCCAGGGAUGCUGAGAUGAACUCUACACAGGUCCCUGUCAGCAGCAAGGGCCUGCUGAUACCACCGUGCCUGGGGUCCCACAUGCUGUCCUGGUCCUGCGCCAGGAGCAGGAGAGGGCAGAAAGUCACAGUUAGGGUUUCCAUGUCUAUUUGUCUGUUUAACAGAAAUUUGGAAGCCUUUUUCUUUUUCUCUUGGGCAGUACCAGGCUAUGGCAGGAAGGAGGAUGCCUGUGAAGCCAAGGGCUGUUCCACGCUUGGUUUACGCUGGCGAACUGCAUUCAGAAGCUCCGGCUGAACGCUUCUGUGUGCAGUGUAAGUCAGAGAAAACUGGGGCCUUAAAUUUUUUUGUUCGGUUAGACUUUAAGCCACAUCAAAAUGGCUAAGAUGGGAGACUGUGCUGCAAAAUUUGUGUCUGAAUUCUUCUGUUUCCAGAAUUUAGGGAUUAUUCAGAUGUUCAUGUUGCAUAUAAGCCCUACCAGACCUGAAAUCAGACUGUUUUCAAAUUGGGACAGGUUUUCAAAAUGUUUUUCAGUAGACACAAAUGUUUCACAGUAGACAACUUUUGAAAAUCUUAUGUUAGAAUUUAUUAGUUGAAUACUUCCUUGGUUUCCUCAGAAUAAGGAAAUUAGUUCUGAAGUGAAACAAGUCUCAAAUAGGUAAAACCUGUGGGGAGUAAAAUCCUUCAAUUUAGCAUAGCUUUAAAAACCACCAAAUUACUUAGUUAUGUCUGUAAUUGGCUGUGAUUAAACUGAUGUCAUAUUUUUUUAAGAAAUAUUGAGCUUCUUGCCUACUCAGAAAGAGCCUUGAAUACUUCAGGGUGAUGUGAGGUAGUCUGUGUCUAAACAUAUUCCACUUAUAUGCUUUUUCACAGCCAAGUUGUUGAAAAUGUUACCAAAUACCUUCUUUUUGUGUCACAACUAGAAAUGUUUGCCCCACCUUGAAAGAACAUUUUGUACUAAAUAUUCAUGUGUUGUCUAUGUGAACUUGCACUAACAUACAUUAUAUUCUCCUUCCCCUCCUUGCCUAGCUUGGGAAAAAAUAGGCGUAAUAUUGCUAAACCGGUUGAAUGUAACAUCUGCUCGAGGCAUAGCAUCUUUCUCAAGGGCUGUUUUGAGUAAACAGCCUGAAAACCAAAGAGAGAGCCUGAUUCACCAUUCUGCUGUGCCAGCUUUCCACCCUUGUCACUCUCCUGAAGUGAGGCUGAGACCGAAGCCCUGAGAUUUUCCUGUUUGAGAGCAGCACUGAGAUUUUAUCUGCCGGGAUUUAAAAACAUUCAGCAUGGAGGAAAUGAGAGCAGAGUAGCCACAGCGCUCCCAGGUUUGCUAGUAGGGUUGUGGCAGUGUGAUGUGCUGGAGUCCUAAUGGAGCACGAGUUUAGAGGGAGGUCGUGGACACUCCAGAGCCAGACAAGAGGAGCUGUGGAGCUGUGUGAGGGUUUCCCCAGGCUGGGUGUUGGACACAUUGUUAGCCACAAGCUCCUGCAACCCCAGAGCGGGACACGCAGCAAAAAUCAGCAUUGCUGACAGGUUUGGAAGGCAGGAGCAGGCUCAUGUCCCUACCUGCCUUAUUUGAAAGAGGCUCCUAAAUAAGCUCUUUGUAUGGCCACCCAAGUCUAGGAACAGUUAGUGACCUGGUGAGAUUUUUUUUGCCGGGUUUUGUUCUGAUUUUCUCACAGGGACCGGGAAGUGAACAGGGAAGAAGUUGCUUUGCAAUGAAUGGUGUGUGGGGUUAGAAGGAAGGCCAACCCAAAUGGGGAGAAAAAAAACGAGCUGCUGACGCUUUUAUCUGGCUUUGAUACACCCUCCCAGCUCCUCCCAGCAAUCACUGCUGUUACCAACAUGCACAAUUACUACAAGGAGGAGAUUCAGUAGCAUGUGCAAGAUCAAAAUAAUAAACUCACGCUUUGCCACAGGUCCUCCCCAGAUUCUGUUGCUACGUCUUUCCAUCUGCCUGUCAACAAAUAGCUAAAUCCUGCUGCCUUUAGAGUCCGUGGCAAAAUGCCUUUUGACUUCCAUGCAGAAAGGUCUGGCAAAAAGGGGUAUUUCCAGCCUUCCCUCUCCAGUUAUUUUCAGCUUGGGCAUACUCUAAAAAUCUGUUAUUUUCAUUCUCCUUAAUUUAUUUUUAAGUAUGAAUAGAGGACUAUUUCUGCCUGCAUUAUCUCUUUGAGUAGAGUCAACAGAAAGCCCAGUCUCUCCCUGCUGCAGUCACACUGGUUUCACAGCUGAUGAAAUGUUUUAUAUUUAUUACUGUCUGAUUUUAAGAAGUGAGGGUGUGCACGAAAUGACCUGGCAAUAAUAGUAACGUGUAUCAUUCACCACAGAUCUAUUUUUAUGUGUUGUGCCAAUUUCAUAAUUAACUUUUAAUAACAAUAAAAUGUGAAAUCUUCA